AUGCAGCCAACUCAUCCAUCGAGAUCGGAUCUAAUUUUAACGCAAUCUCCGCAUCCAGUUGUGAGUUCACUCAGCGGAAAAGAAAACAAUGAGCCUCUGACGCCGAUGUCAAUUAAACGAAAACAAGUUCUAAUUAAUGAAAAGAAUACCAGUAUCCUUCAACUAUGGGAUCAAAAGUUGCGUCUAUCCAACGAUCGAAUGGAGGCAUAUGCUUUGAGCGAAAUGGCAAAUAUCGAACGUUUGCGUAACGUUGAGCAACAAAUAACAUCGACAGUUGAUGAAUUCACUAAUGAUUUUAAACAACGUAUGCAAACAAUUCUUUCACAAAAUCAAUUAUUACUAACACAAGUACCACAGACAUUAGCACCAUCAACUCUCUUCAAAGAUGGACAACAGAUGUCUAGUGAAGCUUUUUUUGACGAAAUGAACAAACGUUAUUUUACUAAUGAUAAAUCUUUUGAGAAAUAUGCUGAAACAAUGGAAUUAUUUCGAUCGACAUAUCUGAUUUUGAAAAAGAAUAAUGAUCAAUUACGCGAACAAAUGAAAAAUCUGGAUGUAAAUCAAGAGUUACUCGAAAUGCAAGAACGACUGGAGAAGGCGCUGUUAGAACGUGAUAGUUAUUUAUCAUUGUACACAAUGGCAAAGAUACGUGCAGAGAAAGCCGAAGAGAAAAAUACGAAAAACAACGAACAACAACAAUCCAUUGUUGAACUUCUUGUUGAAAAAUUCGGCUUCAUCGAUCGUAUCCUUGAUACGAGCACAUUGCUUGCACGUGAUUUAUUUAAAGUUGAUACCAAUAUUGAAAUAUUUGUCAACUUUAAUGUACAACUAAGUACAGGAGAACAAGGAUACAUUGAAACAGCGAAAGGUUGUCCACCAGGCAAAUUUAAAAUAUGUAUACCAAAUGGAAUUACUCGUGAAACGCAAGAAUUAAUUAUGAAAAAUGAUGAUGAAUCCACGGAACCUGUGCGUGUUAUUCUCAAGUUUCGCAAAUAUCUUUUUCAAUCAGAUAUUAACUUAGAUGAGUCAGAUUAA
Adineta ricciae is the source of this 1035-nucleotide messenger RNA. The record is from the annotation of a GenBank genome assembly. Lineage: Eukaryota; Metazoa; Rotifera; Eurotatoria; Adinetida; Adinetidae.